Messenger RNA from Plasmodium relictum, 1593 nucleotides. RefSeq names its product apicoplast ribosomal protein L15 precursor, putative. Lineage: Eukaryota; Apicomplexa; Aconoidasida; Haemosporida; Plasmodiidae. Bases 1 to 1593 code for a protein of 530 amino acids. Gene Ontology annotation, cellular component: mitochondrial large ribosomal subunit. The transcript has a single exon. Gene Ontology annotation, biological process: translation. The record is from RefSeq and is a predicted model, not a curated record. Gene Ontology annotation, molecular function: structural constituent of ribosome.
AUGAAAUAUAUAUUUUUAUUUUUAUUUUUUUCAUUACUUGUAAGGGGAUAUAUUAGACUUGGAAAUAAAGUAAAUUAUUCCAAUUUAAUUAAUAAAAAUGUAUCAAAAGAAAAAUAUAAAAAGGUAUAUACUAAAAAGAAGUAUUACUUAAAUAUUUUUAAGGAAGAAGAAGUUGAAGAAAAAUACAAUACUAUAGCUACAAUCAAUAGUUUGCUAGGAAAGGUGAGAAGGCAAUUUAAUAUAAAUUUCAACUUAGAAGAAGAAAAAUUAGGAAAAGAAAAAAAAAAAAAUGAUAUUAAAGAUGAUAAUGAAAGGAAUGAAUUAAAAAAUAUUUUUGGUACCAUGUUAGAUGGGAGUUUUAAAAUAGGAAGAGCAAAUACUAUGUUUAAAGAAUUAAAAGAAGAAAAGAAAUUGGUUGAUUUGAAAUACAAAGAAUUAAUAAGAAAAAAAUUAGAAUUAAGAAGAAAUCAAUUUAAAAAAUUAGAAGAUGAUAUAAAUAACGGAACAUUUAAAUCUCCUUAUAGUGAAGAACAAAGAGAGUUCUUAAAAAAGGUGAUGAAAGAAAAAGAGGAGGCAAUAGAACCUAUAGCGAAGGAAAUAGAAAAAGUAGAAAACAAUAGAUAUUUAAUAAUUGAUGACAAAAAUGAACUUCUAGUGAAAUUAAGAGAAGAUAUUCAAAAAAAAUUAGAUGAAAUAGACUCCAAAUAUGAAGAACAAUAUAUCAAGUUAGGAAUAAAAGAAAAAAUGGAUGAUUUUUAUAAUAAAACAAAAACUCCAUUAGUAUGGGAUUUGACUCAAAUGGAUUGGCCUAGGGCUAUAUAUCCCUUGAUAAAUGAUAUGAAACUAGAAGCGGAUGUAUAUUGGGAGUCAACAGUAGUUGGUGGGAAUAGAGAAAAAAAUGAAUAUUUUUUUACUCCAUAUAAUUUGCCUUCUUUAGGGGAAAAAAAAAAAAGGAGAAAGGGGAGAGGUGUGGGUAGUAAAAGAGGAGGAUCUUCAGGAAGAGGAAUGAAGGGGCAAAAAAGUAGAAGCGGUGGUUCUAUUCCUAUUGGUUUUGAAGGAGGACAAACACCCUUAUAUAGAAAAUUACCAAAAUUUGUUUCUUCACCACUAGGACCAGGUAGACGCUUUAAUAAAUAUGACUAUGAAUUAAUCCCAUUGAAUUUAAUCAAUUUAGCUUACAGCAGAAGUGGAGAAAAAAAAUAUCUCGAAAUUGAUUGGAAUGUUAUAGACAAGUUAGGACUAAGAAUAGGAAAAUAUAAAAGAAGGCAUCCAAUAAAAGUCGUUGGAUGUAAUUUAAAAAGAUUUAAAAUGAAAUAUGGUUAUGAUUUCGAAUUUUAUGCAAAAAAUGUCCUUGUCAAAGCUCACUCCUAUACAGUUAGUGCAGCUAGAGAAAUUAUAAAACAGGGAGGAAGAUGCUUGUUAUUAAAAAAAAAUACGCAUGAUAUAGUAUAUUCAGAGUAUAAUCCAGACGAUGAAAAUUUUAAUAGAAUUCCAAAAAGAAUAGUAUUUUCAGGAAAACCUUCCAAAUAUGAAAGAAGAUUACACUGGUUAAAAGAAAUGAAAAAGGCUAAUGAGCAAAUAACUCAAAGUUAG